Molecule: messenger RNA, 833 nt
Organism: Capsicum annuum
Lineage: Eukaryota; Viridiplantae; Streptophyta; Magnoliopsida; Solanales; Solanaceae
Product: serine/threonine-protein kinase Nek6-like
Biological process (GO): protein phosphorylation
Molecular function (GO): protein kinase activity; ATP binding
Source: RefSeq, a predicted model, not a curated record
AAGAGAACUGUCCUUUACUUUGACGAAAGUGAUAACAUUCAGCCAAGAAACUUAUCUGACAAUUAUAACACGUUCCGAGCCAAACUUGACACUUAGAGAGUCGAUCCAACAAGCUACUCGGUUAGAAUCUCUCAAGAUAGUGAGGAUUCUAAAAGUGGGGAGAUGAGUGAGGCAGUUGUUUGCAAUGGAUAUGAUCAACAGGAGAGUAUCUCACAAACAGAAACUACGAUCACUCGAAGCUCGUCAAGUUCAAGGGCAAAAACAUGGUCCGAGGAACAAGAGCAUGUUUCUCCGGAGCAUGUUAGUCGAUUUGACGAGGGUGAUACGAAGAAUAACAAGACAAAAGAGCUUGAGGUGUUGAGCAGUCCACUGGACCAUGAGGAAGCAGAUAUAGUGGAAUGUAUCUCCGCAAAAUCUAGCAGAAUGUCAUUGUCUGAUGGAAGAUUCAACGAUAAAACACGAUCCUUCAAUGAAGAAAGCACUUCAUCUAAUUCACAGUCGGUAAAACCAGAUCCAGAGGCAGCACCAAGAUGCUGUGUUGCUGAAACUGAAAAUGGUAGCGAGUGUAGAGAAAUUGCUAUUGACUGCUUGUCAACUGAAAGUGAUGGUUCACUUCUACACAAAGACGAGCUAGAAAAGAAAGUAACCGCGGUUUACGACACCAAACAGGCUAAGAAAGACGCUCUUCGAGCACUGGAUGAUAAGGUUUCACAGCCCAAGUCACUAGCUGUAUUAGCUAGUAAGGAGGACAAAGACGACUGGGGUAAUCCCACUGAACAAAGAGCUGAAGCUUUACAGUCUCUUUUGGAGGUUUGUGCGCGACUACUUAAGCA